ACAUGGUCAUACUAAUAAAACUUUUUUUUUAUUGUGAGGUGGAAAGAGUCGUCGGUUAGAUGGUAUUUUACUGAAAAAUCUUUGUUUCACACUGUUACAGUACAAAAUGAUGUUACAUUCAUCUUACAGGUUAUAUCCUUGCUCUUGUAGCAAUAAUAACUGAAUUCAAGAGUUAAAUUACAGUUUGUCAACAUUGACAAGCGGGGUAAAAUGUCGAAACGAGGCGCAGAUGAUAGCGGCAAUGGCAGCAGCCAGCCGCCGAUCAAGAAAGUUCACUUUGAACCGCAUCUCAUUGGCCCCGUGUCCACGCUCGAAGAAAUGGACAUAAAAGUCUUACAAUUCCAGAAUAAGAAGUUAGCUCAGAGAAUAGAACAGAGGCAUAGAUGUGAAGCAGAGUUACGGGCCAGAAUAGAACAGUUAGAAAAGAGACAAACACAAGAUGAUGCAGUCCUCUGUGUCGUUAACCGCUACUGGAACCUUCUCAAUGAGGACAUCAGGGUUCUUCUGCAGAGGUUUGAUGCUGAAACUGCAGAUGAAUCAGAAAACAAAAAUGAGAAUGAAGCGACAACAUCAUUCUUGAUGCAACUGUCGACAUGGGACAAGGAGGAGAUUGAUGCACAGCUCGCUAACCGGGUGCAAGUCAGCAAGCGAGCCGUGGCCAAAGUGCUGCAAGCCUUUGACAGGCUGCAGCAACGGAAUGACAAGAUCUGGCAUGCGAUCAAGGGAGAGGGAGAAGAAGGCGCGCCAGCCCCUUCCCUGGACGAGGUGAUCCGAGCCACCAACGAGGAGGUGACUGCGGAGAACGUCCGUCUGCAAGCUCUGUGCACGACCCUGCAUGAGUCGCACCACGCGAUGACGCUGCGAGUCGCUCAGCUACAGGACGCCGUCAACAGCCGGGAUACAGAGAACGCUGAGCUCAAGAACCAGAUAGAUGAUCUGCAGUAUGAGCUGAUGAAGGUGAGAUCGCGGAACGACAAGCUAGAAAACCACCUCGCGGAGGCCAUAGAGAAGCUAAAGAGUCUGCACCAAUCAGGAGCGGCGCCGUCCACUUGCCCCGCCCCCGCCGCCACCGUCGCGUCCAAUGCGAAGCUAGAAGACAUCGCGGCUGAGUUAGAGGAGCAGCGGGAACUGGCCAAUAACAGGCUAGCAGAGCUGGACCGCCUCCAUAGACAACACAGAGAUACGCUCAAAGAGGUCGAGAAGUUGAAGAUGGAUAUAAGACAACUACCAGAGUCAGUGAUCGUGGAGACGACGGAGUACAAGUGCCUGCAGUCGCAGUUCUCGGUGCUGUACAACGAGUCCAUGCAGAUGAAGACGGCGCUGGACGAGACGCGGCUGCAGCUGCAGAACGCCAAGAACCAGCACAUGAGGCAGAUCGAGAUGAUGGAGAGCGAAGAGCUAUCCCGACAGAAAGCCCUACGCGCAGAAAUGAUCCAACUCGAAGACGUUCUCGGCCAACUGCGCAAGGAGUACGAGAUGUUGCGCAUCGAGUUCGAACAGAACUUGGCAGCCAACGAACAGACGGGACCCAUCAACCGGGAGAUGAGACAUCUCAUCACGUCGCUACAGAACCACAACCAGCAACUCAAGGGAGAGGUGCACAGAUACAAACGGAAGUACAAAGACACUAGUCAGGAACUGAAUAAGUAUAAGGUUAGGAAAGAGUUAGAGGAGGCGUCUGCGCGCGGCGGCGCGGGGUCGUCGGCCGCGGCGCCCGACGCACCUGAUGAGAAACCACUCGCAGUCAAGAAGGAAGAGCCGGACCCCGAGACGGACGAGGCGGCGCAGGCGGACAGCAAGGCGGCGCUGAAGGAGCACCGCGCCGCCAAGCUGCAGGAGCAGGACCAGCUCAUCAAGGACCUCAAGCAGCAGCUCAAGAAAGCAGUAAACGAGCAGAAGGAGCUCAAGCUCCUCCUCGACAUGUACAAGGGCGUAGGCAAGGAGCAGCGCGACAAGGUGCAGCUCAUGGCGGCGGAGCGGCGCGCGCGGCAGGAGCUGGAUGACCAUAGACAGAAGGCUAAGAUGGCGCAGGAGAGCAAGCGCGAGCGGCGCCUAGCGGACGAGGACGCGCUGCGCAAGAUCAAGCAGCUCGAGGAGCAGAAGUACGAGCUGCAGAAGCAGCUGUCGAGCGCCGCGCGCCCGCCCGGCGACGCGCUGCACGGCUUCACGCGCCCCUUCGCCGGCUCGCAGCCACACUCUUCCCAGGAAGAGGAAGCUUUACUGAACGAGAUGGAAGUGACCGGGCAGGCUUUUGAAGACAUGCAGGAACAGAACUCACGACUCAUCCAGCAGUUACGAGAGAAGGAUGACGCCAACUUCAAGCUCAUGUCCGAGCGGAUCAAGGCGAAUAGUCUUCACAAACUGCUGAGAGAAGAGAAGCAGCUGCUGCAGGAACAAGUGCUAACCCGCGACCAACAGAUCGAGUCGAUGGGCGCGGUGGCGAGGCGCCUCGAGGAGAAGGAGCGGCUGCUACAGGCCACGCUGUCUGCGGUCGAGAAGGAGCUGUUGCUGAGGCAGCAGGCCAUGGAGAUGCAUAAGCGGAAGGCGAUCGAGUCGGCGCAGUCGGCGGCUGACUUGAAGCUGCAUCUUGAGAAGUACCACGCGCAGAUGAAGGAGGCGCAGCAGGUGGUGGCGGAGAAGACCAGCGCGCUCGAGGCCGAGGCCUACAAGACCAAGAGACUGCAUGAGGAGCUAGCCGUGCUGCGGCGCAAGGCGGAGCGCAUGAAGAAGAUGGAGCAGGCGGGCUCCAGCAUGGACGAGGUGCUGCUGGAGGAGAUCCGCGAGUACAAGGAGACGCUCACCUGCCCCUCCUGCAAGGUGAAACGCAAAGACGCGGUCCUAACGAAGUGUUUCCACGUGUUCUGCUGGGACUGCCUGCGCACGCGCUACGAGACCCGCCAGAGGAAGUGCCCCAAGUGCAACGCGGCCUUCGGCGCAAACGACUACCAUCGGCUCUACCUCUCCACAUAGACAGACAGCGAUGUACUGCAAAUGAUACUAACAGACGUGGAAUACUGCGCAGCGGGGUAGUGACACGUAAUGAGUGGCACUAACUGGGUUAGGGCUUGACAAUAUUCAGAUAAAUGUUAUCUUACGAAUAAAAUUGUUGCUGUCACUGUCUAAUACAAACAUUCAGACGCGACAGCAUCAAAAUUAUAUCACCAGAUAACUCUUAUUUGGCUUUUGAAAAAUCUGCCCUUAUUGUCAUUAAUGGAAGACUAUGUAAAUAUUUCUGUACUUCUGUUGCCUGCGUUAUAUUGAUUAUGAAGUAGCGCAUCAGCUGAUAAUCAAUGUGCCCCAAUUAUUAACGUAAAUUAUUGAUCCGAAUGUAAUGUGAAGAGGAGAUGGAUGGAGUUGUGUAAAAACUGUCUUAUGUAAGCGUAAAGUAACGAUAAACGAAUGGUAUUUCUUAAUUAUAAUUUGAAAUCAUUGAAUGAUCAGCCAAGAUAAUUAUGUACAGUUUAGUUUCAAUCACAAGUUGUUUUAGAAAUGUCUCAAUACAGACCUCUAGUUUUAAUUAUAUGGGACAUUUCUGUUCCUGAUGCUUUCUUAUUUUCCUGGAUUGUAUUGUAUGAGCUAACUUGACAUAAGCAGGACAGCUAUACAGGGUGUGUCAUUGUUAUGUAACAACUUUGUAUUAAGUUUACAAUAGUAUUUUCAAAUAGUGCACUGAAUGAAUGAGGAAUGCUGUUCAUGGAUGGACGCGGAUGGUUGUGAGCGGAAUGAAGUUAGAAAGUAGGUACAAAGUUCGAAUAUAAGUUGAUCAGUAAUAAUUCAAUGGUUUCCUAAUGACAUAAUGCAUUAUCACGUUAAAUUACAAAGGCAACUGACAAAUAUUCCGUUGUAAUUUUGAUGUCGCAAUUUUUCAUUCCUUAUUGUACCGCGUGUAGUUCCUCUGUACAGAAUGUAUGGACUCCUGUAGCGUAAAGUCAUCUUCGACACUUCAGUUACGCACUUAGCGCCUCGAUUGACAUAUUUAUUGAUGUUAUUAGAAUGUAAUGAAAUCGAACAAGUGGAAAUAAAGUUUUAUGUAUUGUUAAGAUAUGUAUAUUUAAGAAUUAUAUUUAGAUAAUUCUCGCGAGAUUUGAAGAAGGAAUGAGUGGCGGGAGUGAGUGUGAGCGAGAAGCGUAGCUAGCUAAUUAAUGUUACAAUUGAUCACAUACUUUCCAUAGAGUCGCUUGUGGCCCACUGACUGACUGAUAUACUUUUAGGUUUAACUGACUUCUCUUGGGCUUGAAGGUUACAGUUUCGUAUUCGGCUUCUGUGCAAACAAAUGUGUAAUUUAGAUGUAUCCCAACGAAGUGCUGUAAUUUGCAAUGUCUAGAUAAAUGAUAUGAUUUUAACAGUCUGCCGAAAAGCAGACUACAAUGCCUUAACCCUGAUUUCUGUAUAUUUUUGAAUAUUAAAAUAUUUUUAAGACUUGAGAACAGCAUUAGUACAAUAAGUUGUUUCAUGAUGAGUUCUUACAAACUAAAUCCGAAUGGGAAAGGACUACGGGGAUCAAACUUAUUGUCAGUAUUUAAGGAAGUUUUGUACAUUACCUAACUGUACCGUUCGCGGUAGUUAGCAAUUUCAACAAAUCAAACAAUUUAACAUUGUCUAACAGGUGAUUUACUUUUUACAGUAAACGAAAAAAUCUGUUUCAUCCUUUUGAAUCAUUUAGUGGAAAUUAUGUAAACUAAUAAACAAUGUAAUAAUAUUUAAAUGGACUAUGUAAAAUAAAUGUCUCAAAACAACUGA
Plutella xylostella (diamondback moth) is the source of this 4740-nucleotide messenger RNA. Lineage: Eukaryota; Metazoa; Arthropoda; Insecta; Lepidoptera; Plutellidae. The record is from RefSeq and is a predicted model, not a curated record.